This is a messenger RNA of Medicago truncatula (barrel medic), 2403 nucleotides long. Its product is annotated as protein SIEVE ELEMENT OCCLUSION B. Gene Ontology annotation, biological process: phloem development. Bases 77 to 2092 code for a protein of 671 amino acids. Lineage: Eukaryota; Viridiplantae; Streptophyta; Magnoliopsida; Fabales; Fabaceae. The transcript is spliced from 7 exons. The record is from RefSeq and is a predicted model, not a curated record.
CAAGGUACCAACACAAUUGUAUCUCAUUUCUCUAUUUCUAUAAUCCAAUCCAAACCUUUUUUAACAAGCUAGCACUAUGGCCACCAUCAUCAAAGGUACUCUUAAGACUCUCCUAUCAGCUGGUGAGAUUGAGAGCAACCCAUUAACCAUGUCUGAUGACCAGAUUUUGGAUCAAAUUUACUCCACUCAUGUCCACAGUGACACAAAAUUUGAUGCUGCUUCUCUUUUCACCCUUGCUCAGAAUACCCUUGCACGUUCAACACACAUUGUUGACAGUGUUGUGCAGGGUACCAAAGUAAGCUUGGAGCAAGCAGAUGACAAGUCCCUUAUCCCGAAUUUUAGUUCACCACUGUGCACCCUGAAGUCAAUUUCUUCUGAGAUGUCAUGCAAGCCACCAAGUGAGGAAAUUGCACACAAAACAACUCUAGCCAUACUGAACAAGCUUUCACACUAUGACUGGGAAGCAAAAGCAGUUCUUACACUUUCUGCAUUUGCACUUGAAUUUGGUGAAUUCUGGUUACUUGAACAACAUCUUUCAACAGACCCACUUGCCAAAUCUGUGGCUUUGCUGAAACGAGUUCCGAUCCUAGCAAAGCCUGCAGCAAUUCAAAAACACCGUCAAGCUAUCACCGAGCUUAAUAGUUUGGUGAAAAUCACGUUGCAAGUGAUUGAAUUUAUACUUGAAUUGGAUUACCUUAAUGAUAGGUAUGACACAAAGGUCGUUCCUGCUUUGGAACUUGCAUAUGAACAAAUUCCUGUUGAUGUUUACUGGACCAUCAUCACUAUUGCUGCAAUUGUUACUCAGUUAGAUUGCCUCAUCACUGAAUCGGAGCAUAAGCAAGAACUCUCCCACUAUGGUCAAAAGAUCAACAUCAUCCUCAGUAGACUGAGGAAGCAGAUCACGGUCUGUCGUCAACAAAUAGAUACGGCAAAGUACAUCCAAGAGCUUAAGAAACUGUUACAAACUCCAACUGAAAUAACAGUGGUGCUUUCGUUUCUGAUUUUUCCCAAGGAUGUUCCUCAGUUGCUUUAUGAUGGUGCUACCAAGACUACGGUUGACAUUAAUGUUGUGCUAAAAAAGAAGAACGUGUACUUGUUUGUUUCUACUCUAGAUGUCACGGAGGAAGAAAUUACAGCAGUAAGAUCAGUGUAUGAAUCUAUCAAAACAAAUGAACAAUACAAGAUUGUUUGGAUUCCAAUCGUCGAAGGAUGGAACGAGCAGCUACGCAAGAAAUUCGAUAUUUUAAGGAGUAAGAUGCCAUGGUAUGUGGUGCAGAAUGUCGAAAACAUAGCUGGAUUCAAGUUCAUUAAUGAAGAAUGGGACUUCAAAAAGAAGUCUAUGUUUGUGGUGUUUAGUCCUCAAGGAAAGGUGCAACACAAAAAUGCAUUCCAUUUGAUCAAGUCUUAUGGAAUCAAGGCUUUCCCCUUUACAAUGGAUGAUGAAAUAAGAAUUCAAAAGGACAGGAACUGGAUUGUAUCUGUUGUAGGCAACAUCGACCGCAACAUUUCCAUAUGGACCGAGCAGAACAAGCACAUUUUCUUCUAUGGCGGUCAUGACAAAGAAUGGAUCCAACAGUUCACUAAGUAUGCGACUGCUCUUGCAAACGAUGCAACUAUAAAAGAAGCAAAAAUUUCCAUUGAACUCUUUUAUGUUGACAAGGAAGACAAAAACCUCGUAAGUCGAUUUUGGAGUGGAAUUGAGAGUCUCUUUGUGACCAAAAUUCACAAAACAACCGAUGUAGUGACACAAGAAGUGCAGAAGAUGCUGUCUUACAAAAAUGAAACCGGUUGGGCUCUCCUUAGCAAAGGACCAUCUGUUGUGUUGAGUGGUCAUGGUACAACAAUUCUCAAAACUGUGGCUGAAUUUGAGAAAUGGAAAGAUGUUGUGAUUAAGAAAGGAUUUGAAUUUGCAUUCACCGAGUAUCACACCAAUGUUGCUCGUGUCACUCAUCGUUGCUCGCACCUUGAAAUUCCUAUUGUUGCUGGAAAGUUACCUGAGACUAUAAAAUGUCCUGAUUGUCCUAGUACCAUGGAGAUUUUCAUCAGCUAUAAGUGUUGCCACAAUAAGACCAAUGCAAAUGGAAAACAUUAGGGUUUGAUGUGGUUUUAUGUUACUAGGUCUUGUGGUCCUUGGUUCGAGAUUUGACGUCUUAAAAAAAAUAGUAUUGGGUUUUGUUGUUUGAUCUCGUGAAUAAGAGUGUGGGACUUUCAGAACCUUUUGGUUACGUUCCACGCCAAUUUGUUGUAAAAUAAAGAUCUCUUUGUAACCCAAAAAAUAAUGGUGUUGUGUUGUUUUCUAUGUGCUGUGGUUGUGGUGUAGUCUUGAAGCUUUGGUCUUCAAUUAAGCUUCAGUUUGUGUAAUAAUGUUUGCAUUAUAUAUCAAUAAUAUUUAUUAUAUAUCAA